AUGUACCGCAAUCUAGAAAAGGCUACAUCAACUUGCCUGGGAAUAGCUUCCAAGAAAACAUCCCCAUUUGAUAAUCCAGAGCCAGAAAUAGCACAGGCAUCUCAACAGGGAUAUCAACAAUUGAUAACUUGCCCGAUACAUUUAAGCCGCGAGGAAGAUAAGAAUGAAACGCAUAGACACAGUGGGUCACACAAAGCGUGUUCACCUCCAUCGGUUCGUCGCCAGUUAUCAGCAUCCACCAUGUGUUACCCAUGCAAGAAAGAUAAGGGGAGAUACAAGAAGCAAAAGAAAGGUGCAAGGACCGAAGAUAUCAGUGCCCGCUUCAUGCUCGACCAAUGUGCAGACGUGAAAUCAUCAACAUCAAGCCCCAUCAUCCUCCACGCUGCCCGCAAACGGACUUACUCCACGCCCUUUCCCCCUCUUCCCCAAUCGCAAGAUCGGCAUCUCAACGCACGACCCCCCAUGUAACCAAUUUGAUCAACUGCCGUGUUGGCACAUAGCUUGUGUCUUGUGACGUCGAUGCAACGCUGAUCCAAUUAUCCAAUCGUUAUGUCUUAGACGGCAAAACGGCCUGUGUCCGAUGCACAAAUCGGCAAGACAUGGCCGAGAUAAAGACCAUGAGAUCCCUGUCUGA
Molecule: messenger RNA, 634 nt
Organism: Trichoderma harzianum CBS 226.95
Lineage: Eukaryota; Fungi; Ascomycota; Sordariomycetes; Hypocreales; Hypocreaceae
Exons: 1
Coding region: 1-468 (155 amino acids)
Source: RefSeq, a predicted model, not a curated record